AUGGGGGGCCCAGACGCUCCUGCUGCUGGGACCGGCGCUUCUCCGGGGAUGGCCGGUCGACGUCGCUCUGCCAGGAGCGCAGCCCGUCGGAAGCGUCCCGGUGAAGAACCUGGCACCGAGGGCGCCAUCAACGACACGGCAGCGGCCCGCAUCCCGCCCAAGAAGAAGAAGGCCAAGCAGAGGCCGCGGUGCGCAACCCAGCGCUACUGGAAUGACGCGGAGAAGCACCGCACGUACUGGUGCCCCAACCAGUGCUCCAAGCACGUCGCCCAUCCGGAGAAUUCGAAGCGGAGCAUCCCCCUGUGCGCCAGGCACGCCCAGAACGCGAUCGACGGGGUCGUCCCAGAUGAGUGCGUCAAGCCGGAGGAGACCGUCGCGGACGUGGAGGUGUCGACGGCGAGUCUUCUCAGGGCCGUGUUUAGCUUCUGGCAGACCUCCGGGGGCCACCCCACCCUCGACAGGCUGCGGUCGCCGCACGGGGACGCGCCCAUAAACAUGCAGAAGGUGCUGUUGGCGGCCAUCACCAGCGACGUGUCUCCCGGCGAGCACGUCCUGGGGGUGGGUGCCACGCGGCACGUCGAGGCGACGGUCAAGGCGCUAAAACGGAGGAGGAAGCCGCCGCUGAUGUCGGACACGUCGGUGACCGCCAUCCUGGAGCGGUACACCAACCGGCUCCAGUGGGCGCUCGACAACUUCGCGCGCAUCGGCGGGUGCAGGCCCAGCGUCGUGCCUAGGCGGAACGACUUCAAGGUCGAGCCGCUGCGGGACCACCUCGAGUGCAACAUGACGAAGGGGUACCGCGGGAGCACGCGGACUCCGCGCAUCGAGGUGCACAACGUCGGCGGUUGCCCCGCCCCGCUCGUCGUCUUCCACCAGGUGGCGUCCCGGACAAGCGAGGACCUGCUGCUCCAAGAGCACUUCACCCCGGACCUCAUCAAGGCGGCGCGCAAGCUCGUCGCGACGGGUCUGUGCGACGGGCCCGCGGAACUGUGCGACGGCGCGGGGGUGUCCAGGUGGCUGACGACCCACGCUGAAUUCACUGGCCUCGACGGGAAGGCCGCGCUGAAGGCAGUUCGGGAAGAGCAAGAGAAGCAGCGCAAGGAGGGUGCGCCACCGUCGCGCAACACGCCCAGCGAGGAGGAGGCGGACUCCACCGUGGAGGACCUGCCCAGCGAGGAGGAGGCGGACUCCACCAUGGAGGACCUGCCCAGCGAGGAGGAGGCGGACUCCACCGUGGAGGACCUGCCCAGCGAGGAGGAGGCGGACUCCACCGUGGAGGACCUGCACGCGGCCAUCGACGCCGUGAGGAAGGACAUCAUGGACGACAUCGUGCGCCCCUACGUCGAGCUCCUGGGGAUGGACGAUGCCUGGAAGCCGUCGGAGAUCAAGGACGGAUUUUACAUGGAGUACACAGCCGCCAGCGACGCACCGUCGGGGCCAGGUCUCGCCGCGCACCACGACUCGUCCUUGUGGACGAUGAUAUUCAUCCUCCCGACUCUGCCGGGCGAGGAGUGGAAGGGCUGCUACCUGGCGUUCACCAGCAAGGUCGCACCCGAGCCCGAUGUCGGGGACCGCGUCCGUCGGGUGCGUCUGAGCGAUCUGGGCGCCGCGCCCGCGGACGGGACCUACGACCGCAUCCGUCCGGCGAACGACCAGGCCGGCCAAGGCCCACCUGAGUAUUGGGCCGCCGCCCUGCAGCCCGGAGACAUAGUCUGCCAGAGCUUCGGCUUCCAGCACGCGGUCACGGAGAUCAGGUCCGUGGACGCGCACAAGCCGGGCAAGCGGCAGAGCCUGGCGCUGUUCAUGGGCAUGCCGGUGGGACGGAACACGGCCAACCUCACAACGUACAAAUAG
Messenger RNA from Pedinophyceae sp. YPF-701, 1854 nucleotides. The record is from the annotation of a GenBank genome assembly. NCBI's taxonomy places the organism in Eukaryota, Viridiplantae, Chlorophyta, Pedinophyceae.